AUGAUAACUAUUUUAAUCAUCAUCUCAGGUAUGCUAGUAUCUGUUGUUGCCUGGGGUUAUCUGGCCGACAACAAAGGGCGUAAACAACUACUUAUCUAUGGAUUUCUAUUGGAUGGCAUUUGUGUUGUUUGCGGUUCCAUGAGCCAAACAGUUGUUCAGCUGAUGGUAUCCAAGUUUAUUGGAGGAUUUAUCAUUUGUGGCCCUUUUGCCGUACUGAUGUCCUACCUCUCGGAAUUCCAUGGCAGUAAACAUCGCUCACGCAUCAUAAUGGUCAUAGGAAUUAUGUUUGCCACCUCGAAUAUCAUACUUUCGCUAAUGGCUAUAGCCAUAUUGCCACGUGAUUGGAAUUUUCAGAUAUUCAAUAUGAAUUUUGUGGCCUGGAAAGUCUUUAUGGCUGUAAGUGGAGUGCCAAGUUUAUUAGCAGCACUUCUUCUGCCAUUAUUUCCCGAAAGUCCACGAUUUCUAAUGGCUCAGGGAAGAGUUGAGGAAGCAAUGGAGGCGUUUAGAACCAUGUAUGCUCUGAAUUCCGGUAAGCCCAAGGACACUUAUAAGAUCAAGGCACUAAUCAAUGAAAAAGCCCAAGAACAAAAUUUCCCUAGUGUGGAUACGGUAUCAAAUAAAGGCCAGCUGAAAAUCAAUAUGGAACAUGAACAAAAACUUAAAUUGGUCAAGGAUCCUAAUACCUUUAGGAUAUUGUGUUCCAAACCCUAUUUGGGUUUAUGCCUUUUGGUUGGUGUUAUGCAAUUUUUCAGUGUAAUGGGACACAAUUCAAUGCGACUUUGGCUACCUCAAUUGUUUGCUUCGAUUAAUGAAUACGAACAGAUGUCAUUGGAGGCCACUAGUUUGUGUACAAUAUUGGAGUAUAGUGUAAAUAAGACAGAAUUGAUUAAAAAUCCCUUGGAACAAUGCAUUGUGAUAAUAACACCAUCGUCAUACACAAACAAUCUGAUAGUUGCAGGAGCAUCUUUCGUAUCAAAUCUACUUGCUGGAACCAUAAUAAAUGCCGUUGGCAGUAAGGGAAUCCAAGUAAUUGGCUUGGCAACAGCUGGACUAUGUAGCAUAAGUCUAUUUUGGUCAUCUUCAUCUCUAUCGACUUUGGUAAUAACAUCUCUGUUCAUUGCGAUGGGUAGCAUGGCCAAUACGGCAGCUAUUGGCACUUCGGUAAAUUUGUUUCCUACAUCACUAAGAACACUGAUUGUCUCCCUGACGAUGGUUGUUGAACGCAUGGGCACCAUAUUGGGAAAUGUCAUUUUCCCAAUUUUCAUGCAAUUAGGUUGUGUACCGCCUUUUGUUAUGAUAACAGUUGCGAUGUUUUUUGGCUGUUUAAUAGCUGCAUGCCUGCCCAAUUCCAAAAAGAUAAAUCUUAAAUAAGAAUGAAAAUGUUUACUGUAAAAUUUAUUGUCUGUUUUGCGCUCUUAAAUUUAUUAUUAAACUUUAUUUUGUAACGCAGAAGCAUAAAAUGGGGAAUUUUUUUAC
Molecule: messenger RNA, 1476 nt
Organism: Stomoxys calcitrans (stable fly)
Lineage: Eukaryota; Metazoa; Arthropoda; Insecta; Diptera; Muscidae
Product: synaptic vesicle glycoprotein 2B
Exons: 9
Coding region: 1-1371 (456 amino acids)
Biological process (GO): transmembrane transport
Cellular component (GO): membrane
Molecular function (GO): transmembrane transporter activity
Source: RefSeq, a predicted model, not a curated record